AUGAUGGGCUCAAGGAGACCGACAACGGUAUCAAGAAGACCACCGACGAGACCCUCAACACCGCUGGCACCAGGAAGAGAAGGAAGGCCAGAAACACCAGGAAGGGAAGGAAGGCCAGAAACACCGGGAAGGGAAGGAAGGCCAGAAACACCGGGAACGGAAGGAAGGCCAGAGACACCGGGAACGGAAGGAAGGCCAGAAACACCGGGAACAGAGGGAAGGCCAGAGGCACCGGGGAGAGAAGGAAGACCUGGAAGAGAGGGGAGACCAGGGACAGAGGGAAGCUCUUGA
This is a messenger RNA of Sugiyamaella lignohabitans, 291 nucleotides long. RefSeq lists its product as uncharacterized. The transcript has a single exon. NCBI's taxonomy places the organism in Eukaryota, Fungi, Ascomycota, Dipodascomycetes, Dipodascales, Trichomonascaceae. The coding region runs from base 1 to 291 and encodes 96 amino acids. The record is from RefSeq and is a predicted model, not a curated record.